AUGGAGUGCAUGCAGCUGCGCUCUCAGCCCGGCCCCUUCCACUACCUCAUCUCGGAGCAGGCUAAAUCGCUCGUCGCCUUGCAGGAGCUCCAGAAUGAGGUCGGGGCCUUACUCGAGUUCCGAGACCUCGUCAUCGAGACGUUCCCAAACCUGCGCUCCAAAAUGGCACCGUCGACGCCGGCGAGUGGCACGCGCAGGGACUGGGAGCCUGGGGUGCGAGUCCGGCGGAAACUCGCCGGGGGCAGUGGCGACACCACCAGGGCCAAGCCGCAACCUUCCGUACAAGAUUCGGGAUUUAGCACCGAGACUUCAUGUGGAAAAGACGCGCACUCCUCCUCCGCUUCGGCCUCGGCGUCUGCAUCCCGAUCCCGACCACUGGAAGACGAACUGUGGGCUCUGCUGGAUACUAUCCAACGCAAGGGCAUCCGUAUACGCGACGAAGCGGAACUCCUGCGAGGGGAGUUGGAUGAGAGACGAUCCGAGACAACGGAAGAGUCGUUCGCUCGAGCUUUGUCGGCCGGAUGCGGGGAUUGUACAGAUCUCGUCCGAUUGCGUAGCGAAAGGGACGCUUUACUUGCCAGGGCGGCGCAAUUGGAGGCAGCCGCUGCUCUGAGUCCGCCCCCACCGACCCAGACAUUACUCGGUCGUCUCGACACAGUGCUCGAAACGUCAGUGCGGACACCGCUUGUGCCAAACCCCGAUUCGAAGAAAUUCGCGGCGAUUCUCCAAGAGAGCAAUCCCGUAGAACUUCAAAGGCAACUCCUCACCUCCGUCGUACAAAACCAGAUGUACUGCGAGCAGCUGAAACGGGCGGCAAAUCAAAGGUCGCAGCUUCUGGAGAGACUUGAGUGCGCCAGAAAUAUCAAUGAAGACCUCAAAUUUAGAUUGGAGGAGAGGAGCAUAGAGCUGGAAGGCGCUCGGGCGCGCCUGCGUCAGCUGGAGGGCAAGCGGUCGGAGGGCGUGGUGUACAGCGCGGCGCACAGCAGCAUGCGCGAGAUGCAGCCGCUGCACAUGGGCGACGAGGAGGAGGAGCGCGCGUCGGGCGCGUCGGGCGCGGCGAGCGCGGCGCGGCGCCGGCCGUCCCGCAUCCCGCUGCACACGGCGCACUCGGCGCACUCGGCGCACUCGGCGCACACGCCGCACAAGGGCGCCGCGCCGCGCCCGCCGCCGCGGCCCGCGUCCGCGCACUCGGCGCACUCGGCGCGCUCCGCCGCCUCCACGCGCAGCAGGACGCCGCGCGACGCCUCCGUCCCGCGCAAGGACGCCAAGUCCGCCGUCCCGGUCCGCCGCACGCCGCCGCACGACAAGGUUCGCAGCAAAUGGAACUGGAACUCAUGGUUCUUCAAAGACUCGACCUCGUAA
This is a messenger RNA of Parnassius mnemosyne (clouded apollo), 1362 nucleotides long. The record is from the annotation of a GenBank genome assembly. Lineage: Eukaryota; Metazoa; Arthropoda; Insecta; Lepidoptera; Papilionidae.